AUGACUGGAACGGGUUCAAGCGAUAGCGACGGCCCCUUAAUAGAUGAUAACAUAAUACGUAUUCAACUAAGAAAGCCUUCUCACAGAAAAUGGGAGCUUCGAACUCGAAACCUGUCUCCAGAUAUCAGAUUCCCUAUAAUACAGCUAUUUGAUUAUGAAGGAAAUCUUUUAGUGGAAACAAAUGAAGAAAAUAUAUCUAUUAAAAGUUGUGAUUACGACAAAUCUCAGAUACGGGCCAGCCAAUCUUUUGGAGGAAAGGGCUACAAACAUAUUAUCCACAGAAAACUUAUACGUAAGCAUCACACGAUUUCAGGUGAUAAAGUUUACACGCGUAUAUAUAAACCUACUGUAGAAAAUGAGAAGAACAAAAUAGCUUAUAUUGUUGAGAAUAGUAAUAGUAUUUGUAACAUUCCAAAUGAACUCGCAAUAAAUUAUAAUUUUUCUAAUAGUCUACAACCAAGCAGUGUCGAAACCACGCCUUUGCACUCAGAAAUAAGCAGUUAUAAAAGUUCGGAUAAUGAAACAUGUGAAGAUGAGGAACAAGUUUUUAUCGCUAGAACUGAAUUAAACAAUGAUAUAGAAGACAAAGUAAAUGAUAAUAAAUUUUCCGCUGCUAAAAAUAGUGAAAACGAAAUUGUGUUUAGUGAGGUAAAUAAAUCAAAUUAUAGUCUUAAUAGAUCGCAAUCGUUUAGUGAUACAGCGUUAAGAGAUCAAAUAAGAAAAUGUACUGAUUACUUAAUACCACGUUCAAGUUCCGGAGCCAAUAUUUAUAAUUUCCCGCGAAAUAAAGUUUCCUUCUUAAACACUUAUUUAAGAAGUAUAGCUGUGCGCAGAGGUUUAAACGCCAACUGUUCCGUCUUAUCUGAAAGUAAGAAAUUCUUACAAAAUUCUGAGUCUGAUAAAAAAAUCGAUAAAGAGGUGAAAGACGAAAAAACUUCUAAAAUUCAUCUUAUCAACACAGAUCGAAUUAACGGGAAUAAAAGGGAAGAAAACAUAUCAGAAAAUGAAUUUAUUUAUAAUUUACCGAUGGAUAUUGCAGCGCACUGUGAAUUAAAAAAGCGAAUACAAAUAUACCGACGUGGACUAUCAGAAAUAGGUCAACGGGAAAUAAAAUUGUGCAGACCAAUAAGAAAUAGAAGAAAUUCUAUAAGUGGGCCUAUACAUGUUACACAAUCUUCUUCAUCAGAGAGUGUGGACGAAGCCGAUGUGGUACUUAAUCGGUUAAAGCGAAGAAUAUUCAAAAAUAAAUCGAGAGAGAGGCGGCGAAGUCAUGGAUCAAAACAAGAUUUAAGUCAAAACCAGUGUGGAAGAGUUAGCGAUAGCAAGUCGACCGACUGGCAAGAUGAUGACGGCGGGGCCUACGUAAGGUCCCGCCACGCUAUGGGCUCCAACAUCAGCCAGCACUCCUCCAAGGGUCUUAAAGGCCGACGGGCUAGGUCCAGUGGAGACUUGUGCAAUGGCGACUCUAAGAGCCAGACCGAGUCGUCAGUGUGCGGAUCCGUGGUGGGUGAUGUUAUGGGUUGGAACCGCUCACUGCCUAACCACCUCGACGGGAACCGCCAUCUAGCGGAUUACAGUCGUGUUAAUAACAGCUAUGGCGAACUUGGAACUUACAAUCGAUGUCAGAAAGGCGCUCGGGGCUUGCGGUACAGGGUGUCUAACUCUGGUUCAGAAGCAGAACCGGUGUGGAAGCUACAGGAAUCCCAGUUCGAUCAAGGCUACGGUUCAGAGCGUUCGCCGGAGGAGGACUACGUUGCGCCAAUAGCCCCCGCUGUCUCCCUCGAGGAGUAUGAGGCGGAACUGCGCAAUGUCUACACAUUUAUCACUGACGAAAAUACGUUUACUGUGGUGGUGGAAAAAGAUGGCAGAGGGCUGGGCAUGUCGGUUUGCGGUGGCGGAGGACUCGUGCGAAUACGGCGGCUGUAUCCACCCCAACCCGCGUGGCGGACUGGUCUGCUGGCACCGCGGGAUCUGCUUCUUUCUGCAAAUGGAGUCCCUUUAGCCGGUCUUAGUACCUACGAGGCUUUGGAGGUGUUACGCACUGCAUCCACGCGCGUAGAACUGCGAGUGUGUCGGCCGCCUAGCGACGCCUUGGAGAGCAUAACGCCGCCCGACCCGCCCACGCCGCCCGCCCGAACGCCUCAUCCACCUCAUCUUCCACCGCUGGAUCCGCUCAACUGUCAUCCCUUACAUGCUCGACUAUCUCAAACCACCAGCAGUGCGACAACAUCGUCAUCGGAAGGCCGCGGACGGCGGGAAGCGAGCCCGGAAACUGAUAGACGAGACUUACACCUACCAGAUCUUGAUAGGCCUCUACCCGUCUACGACAUUGAAUACGGGGAAUUCGACAUAGUAAUGACGAAGGUGAACGGAUCCCUCGGGUUCACAUUACGCAAGGAGGAUCACAGUGCUUUGGGCCAUUACGUCCGCGCCUUAGUGCGGGAACCCGCACUCAGCGACGGCAGAAUACAGCCUGGGGACAGGAUCGUCGCGGUGAACGACACACCCAUGUCAAACAUGUCGCACACGGAAGCCGUCGCGUUUCUGCGCGCGUGCGGUUCAGAAGUCCGGCUGCGACUGUACCGAGAUCACGCCGCAACGCCGCUGUCCCCGAUGUCACCUAAGGACGAAGGUCCAACAGACUCUGAUCUGCCUUUGAACAGGCCUAAGCCACCUUUAAGAGCUGAAGCAGUGUCGAUGCUGUGUGACCUGGCGGCGCGGCGCCUUACACCGGAUACGACGGACGGCACGCGCUCGCCGUGCCUCUCCCCGCGCAAGUUCCGCAAGCUCACUAAGGACACCAACCAUUACGAGCAUCCUACUGAUGCUCCAAGUUUCGACAUUAAGCUAGAGACACAUACUAAGGUGAACUCCGAAACCGUCGACGGUUCGGAGCACGAGCGACACACGGACACGGGCUUUCGUCCGACCGCUCAGAAAUCGCGGCGGUCGCAACGCCAGCACACUGUUAGCCUCGCCAGCCCCACAUCUCCGCCCACUCGUAGAAAACAAAAACUGAGCCUGACAGUACCUCCGCACGGAUACGAGUUAAAUAACCUGGACAACGACACCCUGGAUGCUCCUAACGUGUACCAGGAGGACACGACUAAGCAGAGGUACUCCGAGUCGGUAUUCCCUGUGGACUCUGACGAGCCGGUAUCGAUGCCCGCAGAGCUAUCGAGCGACGAAGCGCGCUUCAAGCACUCUAAUCCAACUUAUCAGAGUGCUGUACUUCAUACUUCUAGCAGUGAAGCUACUUCAGAUGGGCACAAAGAUGAUGGCAAUGGCUUGAAGAAAUGGAAAGGUGUCGCCUUGUCACCAGACAAUGAACGAAAGAUGAAACCAGAAGCGCAGCCUAAACCUAAAGAAGUUGAAGCCGUCCAAAAAGAAAAUAUUCAACCGGAUCCGCCAGUAGAAUAUGUUGACAAUGAACCUACGAUCGUGAGCGUGGAGCUGAACCGUGGGUGGAACAGCCGGCUGGGCUUCAGCGUGCAGAGCCACCCCGAGUCCGGCCAGAGCUACGUGUCGGCCGUGCACCGCCACAGCGUGGCCGCGCGCGACGGCCGUCUGCGCGCCGGCGACGUCAUCCUGCAGGUCAACGAUGAAAACGUGACAUCAAUGAAAACUCCCGAAGUCAUUGACUUGCUUCGGAUACUUCGAGGAUCGAUUUGCAUCACUGUACUGCGGCCGCCUAACUCACAAUAA
Messenger RNA from Parnassius apollo (apollo), 3705 nucleotides. The record is from the annotation of a GenBank genome assembly. NCBI's taxonomy places the organism in Eukaryota, Metazoa, Arthropoda, Insecta, Lepidoptera, Papilionidae.